AUGGCGGACCUCGAAGAAGCAAUUCUCCAGAUGGCGACUCUCCUGCAGAAGUUAGCACAACCCACUCCAACGCCUAACAACGCAGACCGAUACGCGGACCUUUUCGAUUCGGACGCCAAGAAUCUGGAAGAUGCCGCAAAAGUUCGUUUGCUGCUGAGGAAGUUGGAUACACCAUCACAUACACGGUAUACCAACUACAUUCUGCCAAAGCUUCCCAAAGAUAUCAACUUUACUGACACCGUCGAAAUCAACAAGAAGAUUUUCGGAUCGCAAACGUCUGUCUUCAACAAGCGCUACCAGUGUCUGCAGUUGAUGAAAUCAGAAGUCGAAGACAUUAUCAGUUACGGCGGAAAGGUAAACCGUGCAUGCGAAGAUUUCGAUUUCAAGAACAUGAAAAUUGACCAGUUCAAGUGCUUGGUUUUUGUCUGUGGCCUUAAAGCGCACUGCUACACAGACAUACGAGCCAGGUUACUUUCUCGCAUUGAGUCUGAAACAGCAGAAGCUCCCGUUACACUCCAAAAUCUGAUCGACGACUAUCAACGGCUCGACAAUCUCAAGGCGGACACAUCCAUGAUCGAGCGUCAAUCAGCAGUCUUCAAAAUCGGAAAAAAAAAUCACCUCGCAAACCUCAAAAUCACCUCGCAAACCUUGUUGUGCAACCGCAGUGGUCACAAGGAAGGAUACUGUAAUUGUUUUUCCAAGAUGAAAUCAGUUUCUUCUGGUGAAGAGAAGAAGUUACCGAACAGACCAAGAAAAUCUGGUAAAGCCAAAUCCCGAAGAAUCUUUAUUGUGAACCACAUCGCUCAACACUCAAGCAAGCGAAAGUACGUGACUACCAUCAUUAACGGCGUGGAAGUCAAGCUGCAGUUAGACACAGCAAGCGACAUCACAGUGAUAUCUAAGCGAACCUGGAACUCGCUAGGUAAACCUUCUAUCAAGAAACCAACGAUUCAAGCCAUGAACGCAUCGGGAAAGCCGCUUCAUUUGUUUGGUGAGUUUCAUUGCGACGUCACCAUCAACGGUAACACAAGAAAAGGAAGAUGUUUCGUCACAACGUCUAUCAAUCUCAAUAUCCUUGGUAUCGAUUGGAUCGAACUUUUCAAGUUGUGGUCAGUUCCCAUCGAUUCGGUCUGCAAUCAAGUAAAAACAGAAUCGGUAGAGCAGCGAAUUUGUAAAUUCAAAACGCAGCACGCAGAAGUGUUCAACGAUUCCUUGGGACAUUGCAGGAAAACGAAGGUAAAGCUCUUUUUGAAACCAAAUUCCAAACCGAUUUUCUGUCCCAAGCGACCGGUUCCCUUUAAUACCAUUUCAUUGGUGGACGCCGAACUAACACGGUUGGAAACUUCUGGUAUAAUACAGCCAGUCGACUUUUCCGAAUGGGCUGCUCCUAUUGUGGCAGUACGCAAGCCAAACGGACGGGUUCGCAUUUGUGCGGACUACUCGACGGGACUUAACGAAGCAUUGGAGGCAAACCACUAUCCGCUUCCAACUCCUGACGAAAUUUUUGCUCAACUCAAUGGUAGCACAGUGUUCAGCAUCAUUGAUCUGUCCGAUGCGUAUCUACAACUCGAAGUUGAUGAUAGUUCCAAGAAGUUACUCACCAUCAACACGCAUCGUGGUCUGUAUCAAUUUAAUCGCCUUGCUCCAGGAGUAAAGUCCGCUCCAGGAGCUUUCCAGCGUUUGGUGGAUGGAAUGAUUUCAGAUAUUCCUGGUGUCCGCUCUUUCAUCGACGAUGUUAUCGUAUUCUCAAAGGACAUGAAGUCGCAUCUAGUAUCACUCAAUUUACUGUUCCAGCGACUGAAGGAGUAUGGUUUCCACGUCAAAGCUGAGAAGUGCCAUCUCUUUCAAACACAACUUGCCUAUUUGGGACACAUCGUAGAUAAAGAAGGCAUUCGUCCUAAUCCCGAGAAGUUGAAGAGCAUUGCUGAACUUCCUGCCCCGACAAACGUUCCCGAAUUACGGUCAUACCUAGGAGCGGUCAACUUCUAUGCAAGAUUCGUUCGCAACAUGCACGAGUUACGUCAUCCAAUGGACCAGGAAUAG
Molecule: messenger RNA, 2043 nt
Organism: Malaya genurostris
Lineage: Eukaryota; Metazoa; Arthropoda; Insecta; Diptera; Culicidae
Exons: 3
Coding region: 1-2043 (680 amino acids)
Source: RefSeq, a predicted model, not a curated record